Messenger RNA from Klebsormidium nitens, 2644 nucleotides. The record is from the annotation of a GenBank genome assembly. Lineage: Eukaryota; Viridiplantae; Streptophyta; Klebsormidiophyceae; Klebsormidiales; Klebsormidiaceae.
UAUUCCCAGCUGGACAGAAAUCGUCAGCACAGAAAUCGUCAGCACAGAAAUCGUCGGCUUAUUCCCAGCUGGCUAGUGUAGCUAGGGCGGCCAGCUGGACCUCCUGUUUCCAAAGGCUCCCCACUACAGCUACGAUUUUCCUUGGCCACGCUGACUACGCUGGCAUGCUCUUUAAGUUUUACUCUCUUUUAAAGAAGAGGUAGCGCUUGGUGGAAGCGGAACCAUGGGAACUCUGAUUGAACAUCUUCGUACUGUCUUCUUCACCAAUUAGCAAUCUCUAUAAGAUGAUCAUGGCAACAGACUUCGAGCAACAUGCCGAAUUGGUCCUGCACAAUCUGGAAUACUUGUUGUGCGUCUCCGUGCGGAAUGGAGAUACCUUGUGCGUGGAGGUCGAGCAGAGAAACGAUGGGAGCAGAUGGAGAGGGGAAUUUGAAGCUCAAUACGUGGAGGAGAUCACGCAGAAGACGGGGAGCUUCAAGCGCUUCCCAAUAUUUGUCCGGAUGCUCCGGUCAGCUGUCACUCAGGAGAGCGAGAGUGUCUUUGUGGACUUGCUUUCAUACACGGACCUGGAAGCUCUGAAAAACAAGAAAGCGGGGGCCCAGGCGGCAGGAUCAAGACGCCCCACUUCCAACAACAAGCGCUACCUCAUUCUCACAUACACGGCAGAAUACGACAGGGUCCAUUACCCCCUCCCUCUGCUCUAUGAAGAGCAUCCAGAGCCAGUUGCACUGAAGGGAACCAUCAAGCGCUUGCGGGACGAAGUAGAGUUUCUCCGCUCCCAACUGACCUCAAACAUCUCGCGUUCCCCAAAGCUCAACACGCGAGCUGGACUAGCUAGCAGAGACUCAGACGUAGACCGGUUGAAAGAGGAGAACGAAGCUCUUCGAGAGGAGCUGCAAAGUUUGCAAGAGGAUGGGGCCCAUGCAAGGCCAGAUGGCGAAGAAGGAGGGGCGGCAGAGCAGAUUGGAGAGUUGCAAAACCAGUUGGAUCGGGCCAAAAGGGAGAACAGGUUCCUGCAGGCAAAGCUUGAUGCGUCGUGUGAGGAGCUGGGAAGGCUCAAGCCCGGAAGAAGCCAAGCUGAGCGGGAACUCGAGAUGCUGCGAAGGAGGAUACAACGGAUAGAGGAGGACGCCACCGCUGAGCGCAACACACACAAGCGCGCGGUGACGCGACUGGCGAAGGAGAACGCGGGGUUGACGGACGAGCUUCAGAAGCUGAAGGAGGUGGAGAAGCGACUCCGGGUGAAGCUCCGCGAAGCUGAGGGUCAGCUCGACAUCCUGCGCCGCAGGCUGAGCCUUCGGGGCCGAGAGACGGCUCCGUUGAAAGGGCGGCCUUCCGCCCCCAACAGCCGGAACCCCUCCCCAGCCACGUCGCGGAACCCGACGCCGCCCGUUACGGCCAGGGAUCAGAGCAACAGGAGUCGCAACCCCUCCCCUCGGUUCCCCACUCGGGAUAUCAGCCCACCCGCGUUCAGACGACCCUUCGCUGCCGUCAACAGAAGCUGGACACCUCCAUCCUCCCGGCCUCCUUCAAGGCCCGCCUCCGCGCCAACAACUUACCGACGAUUCGACCCGACUGCAUACGUACGGGAACGUUCAGAAAAAUUGCGGCAGGGCCGCGCUGGUAGCAGCGAACGGCAAAGGUCGAGCAGUGCGGACGCCAGGGACAGCGGUCCUGACGUCCCUCGUGGCGUUCCGCGGUACCAGCGCGCGACCGCGGCAGCGAGUGCGCGAGCCCGCGGGUUUUCCAGUGCGUCCCCGAGCCCUGUCCGCGAGCGCUCGCCUCAGACGCGGCAGUGGGGGCAGAACGGCCGGGAACAGCCCGCGGCGCCGGUUAGAAGAUCAAGUACGGAGUACAACCGACCGCCAACGGGGUUGCAAGGAGGACGGUCGGCGCCUGUCAGCCCUUCCCGCGCGGAUUGGGACCGAGUCGGAACCAGGAACGGAAACGGAAACGGAAACGGGCUCCCGCCCCGACUGGACGAGGACCCGUUGCAGCCCUCGUCCCGGUCGAGCUCCCCGGGGCGCGCCCUGCGAGACGUCAAAGAACGGCUAGCAAAGUACGUGAGCAAAGAAAGCGGAGAGUCGGUGCCCGGCUCGAAGCCGGCCAACGACCUUGAAGGUCUGGCCUCUGGUUCGGAUGCCGGCAGGCUAGCUGCCACAGAACCGCAAAGUGUUCACGCCAUUGCCGAUGACACCAGUGCGGAAAUAGCUGACAUUGACUCCCGCUUGCAUGCGUUGCAAAACUUUUUGCGGGCUGCAAAAAGUGCAUCUGGUGGGCACAGUAGUGUAUCAUAGGGGAACCUUUGCUAAGACAGGUUCUAUUUAUAGCCUAAGUCAGUGGAGUUUUAUAAUAUUGUGACCUAAUUUUCUUAGGAGACAAGGAUCCGUUCUGUUCUCGUCGAGACCCUUCUCUUGUCGAGAAAGUCAGUAUAGACACAACCAAGAGUUUCUUCCAAUUGAGAUAGUUCUAGUCGUUAUCAUCUACCAUGGAGAACUGAUUUGUGGACCUGCUUGUACUUGUGAGAGCAUUUCGAGGAUAUUGAAAGUAAACUCUGUAGUGCACAGCAACGAGCAAGACUCAUUGUUGGUACAGCCAGAAUCGGUAUAUGGAUCGGUAUAGUUGAAACAGCUCGGAGUUCCCC